UUCAGUGUCAAGGCAUGAAAAAAGGGGAAAAAAAAAAAGUGAGGGGAGGGGGAGAAAGCAGGAGAAAGUCCAUAUGAGCAGCACAUGGCGAUGCUGUCAUUGUGGAUGCAUUCAUUUUCAUAGCAGACUGAAGAAAUUAAACUGAGCCAAGCACGGAAGAGAAGGAGAGUUAGAGUUGGAAAGUGAGUGAGAGAGAGAGAGGGAGAGAGAGGUUGAAAAGGGAAGUCUCCAAAAAAAAGGAGAGGAAAAAGGGAAAAAAAAAAAAAAGUAGUCGUUACAUGUGGCUGUUUGAGGGUGUGAUCCAGCCAUGGAGGGAGACAAAAUCGCAGCUCUGAAGAGGUCGUUUGAGGUAGAAGAGGUUGACACGUCGGCGCACUCCUCCCCUCACGCGCGUCGGAUGGCUAACACUCAUCUGCGAACGACCAUCUCUCCCCCAAGUCAGCGCUUCCAAGAUGUAGGGACCCGGAACUCUGACUACAGCCCAAAGAUGGCCUCAGAGGCUGCCAACCAACGCUCACCCAAGACCAGCCUGCGGCGUGUUGAGCUAUCAGGGGGGCGCACACCCGAACCUGUCUCCCGCCGCACAGAGCUCUCCAUCGACAUCUCCUCCAAGCAGGUGGACAGCUCGCCCAGCCCUGGAAUCACUCGCUUCGGCUUGAAGAAGCCUGAGCCGCAUGCACAUGGCAAGCCCCCAGAGGUGGCACACAGACGGGCGGAGCUCAGCUUUGGGCGUCCUCAGGAAGCCCCACCCCCCAGGAGAGCUGACCCACCCCCCUCUAUCUCCAGGAUCCCUGAACCAGUUCACAAGAAGGCGGAGGUGCCUGGCUCUGUGGAUCCAGUGCCCCGACGACCUGAGGCUCAAGUAACCAAGUUACUGGACGCAGCAGUUCUGAGCAAAGCACCGGAGAAUAACGUACACUCCACACCAAGUGUUCCGCCCAGUGCUCCUCCCGGCUACACAGAGUACAAGGUGUCUCCCUCAGUGCCAGAGGUCUACGUCAGGAAUUCUGAAGCAGGGUCAGAGGUCAUUCCAAGCUACAUCAACACCAUGUCGGAGCCCACCAAGCCACAGCCCCAGCCGCCGGUGCGCAGUGACAAGCCCAGCGCAGACUUCAGCUAUGUGGGCAUCGAUGCUAUCCUUGAGCAGAUGAGGAAGAAGGCUAUGAAACAGGGCUUUGAGCUCAACAUCAUGGUUGUAGGACAGAGUGGUUUGGGAAAAUCCACGCUGAUGAACACCCUCUUCAAGUCCAAAGUGAGCCGCAAGUCCACGCUGGAUACACCUGAAGAGAGGAUUCCCAAGACCAUCGAAAUUAAGUCCAUCAGUCAUGACAUUGAGGAGAAGGGAGUGAGAAUGAAACUGACAGUGAUUGACACCCCUGGCUUUGGAGAUCAGAUCAACAAUGAAAACUGCUGGCAGCCCAUUAUGAAGUUUAUCAAUGAUCAGUAUGAACAGUACCUACAAGAGGAGAUCAACAUUAACAGGAAGAAGAGAAUCCCUGAUUCACGGGUCCACUGCUGUAUAUACUUCAUCCCACCCACUGGCCACUGCCUAAGGCCCCUAGAUGUGGAGUUCAUGAGACACCUCAGUAAAGUGGUGAACAUCGUCCCUGUCAUUGCAAAGGCAGAUACCUUAACGCUAGAGGAGAGGGAUUUCUUCAAAAAGAAGAUUAGGGAAGAGUUGCGGGCCAAUGGGAUUGAUGUUUACCCACAGAAGGAGUUUGACGAGGAUGCGGAGGACAGGGUGACCAAUGAGAGGAUCAGAGAGAUGAUCCCCUUUGCGGUGGUGGGGAGUGACCAGGAGUACCAGGUCAAUGGGAGGAGGCUUCUGGGAAGGAAAACAAAGUGGGGCACCAUUGAAGUUGAGAACAUUGCACACUGUGAGUUUGCCUAUUUGCGGGACCUUCUCAUUAGGACCCACAUGCAGAACAUCAAAGACAUCACCAGCAGCAUCCACUACGAGGCAUACCGUGUCCGCAGGCUCAAUGAGAGCAACAUGCAAGCCAACGGCAUUGCUGAGCACGAUGUGACCUCCCACGAGAUGUAGACACCCACCCAGCCCUCUAAUCUGUCCCCAGCCAUUGUCCCCUGCCAUGUGACUCCACUCCACUCCUCUCCCCUCCCUCCAUCCUGACAGGCUGGCUCCCCUCCCUUAAGCAGAACCCCAGCCAAGAACAUUUAAGUGCUAGGUCAUGUUGUAUACUGCUGAGGCCUCCAGCAAUAUCUGCUCAGCUGAUCAGACCCACAGAGAGUACAGCAAAGCAGCUAUCGCUUAUUUGUCGACAUACCACCUCAGUGACAAUUCUGAACUGUUGUCCCAUAAAUGACAUGUCACAGCUUCAUAUCUUUCACCCCUUAUCUGUGUUUUAGAUGCUUUUUGUUGUCUUAUUUGACCAAUAAUCCAUACAUCAUACAUGUACAGUAUGUUCAUGGCUGAUUUACUGUGGCACAUUGUUAGGGUGGGGAAAUGGAGGGUGUCACGGACAACAUUGGAACUGGACCAUUUUGAAGAAAGCAGUCUCUACACUGCAUGCUUCCAGAGGUGGCACCUUUUCCCCUUUCUCCUAAUACAGCCCAGAUGUGCUAAUGUUGAAUCAAGCAUUGUAAAACGGUUAACAUCUGGAAACAAUUUUGGAUAUGUUGGUUUAAAGGAAAAAGCUGUAGCGAAAAGGAGGUGGUUAUAUGGCAUGCCUAAAUGUGAACAGGUAGAGGUGGAUGAGGAGGCCAAGGUAGCAGAGAAGCUGAGUGUACCCUAAAAUUGUUACUGAUAACUAACUACACAAAGUCCACAAAAACAUGAACCGAAUCAAAAUUGGACAGCAUUAGCAUUGUGUGGCUGUGUGUGAUGAUGGGCUUCUGGUCUAUUGGACACUCUUGACACCUCUGCUCUGCCAAUUUCAGUGCUAUGCAGAGCAGUUUAGCUUUUUUGAAACACUUUGAGUUAAAGAUAAAACUCAGCACAUUUAUGCCAAUUUUUUGUAUGCUGUUUGCAUUUGUUCAUCUAUACAGUCACAUUUGUAUGUUUUUGUUGUGAUUAUCGUUAAUUGUAGGAGGGGUGUAAGCAAUACAGAAUUAAUUGUGCUCUCUGUGCCUUAUCUAAGCCAAAUGUUCUUCCUGAUAUAAAAAUACCAGAUAUGUUUGAAGUGAUGUGGAAAGGAAUGAAUAUUUAUGUUUCUUUAAAGAUAGAUGUAUACCCUUUCAAUGGAGCCGGUGUCACCUGUAACUAAUGCUGUUUUCCUUGCCCCCGUCAACAGGAGUAACGUCGACUUGGUGAUUUGUACGUGUUUCCAUGUUAUUCAUUUAUUUAUUGGUAACUGUCUGCAAGCAUUUUUUUCCUUUUUCCUAAUGAAAACUUACAUAAUUUCAUUGGUUUAUGUGUUGGAUAAAAGCCCAACAAAACUGCUGGCACAUUUGUAAUGACAGGGCCAGACACUGAGCACCUUCAAACUCAGUCUCCACAGUGUCACUCCCAGCCACCUCACUGGGCAAGAUCACCUUGCUUGCGAGGAGGCUGCACAGAUGAUGCAGAGAUGUUGGUGGAAAAAGGACCUGAGUUUUAUGGGUGUUGUAGGCCCUUGUACGUUCACCUUUUUAAAUGGCUUUGGGGAAAAACUGCAGGGGGCAGAAGCUUAGUCAUUUGCUGACAGCAUAUAGAGGGUGGUACACAGAGGACUGUUCUCUUCUGCAGAGUUGAGUACCUGUGGAGAGUCAGGGCUGCUGCCUCAGGUGUGUAUUUCCCGUGAUAAGCAGUGUUUUCAGUCCAGUAUUGUUAAAUAGACUCCUCAGUUCUCCACACACUUGUGAAUGCCCUACAUAGAACAAGGGGGCUGUUGGGCUCCUCUUAGUGCACACAUUUCAGUGAAAUCCCCCUUUGGAGAGACUAUGGAGAGAUGCCUACAACAAAGAGAACAUGGAAGGAAAGGCAGCAGGGAAUGUGAUAAAGUGAUCAAAGUGUCAACAUCCAGUCCUUGGUUCUCAGAAUGCAGCAGGCAGCGCAAGAACAAUCCAAAGGUAGAAAUGUGUCGCACACUUGCUAUAUGUCAAGGUCUUUAACAGUCCCAUAUUUGCUUUGUGAGCAGAAAAAAAAAGAUGGAAAAUGCUGCUUACAAGUAUAACGAAUGCUGUUUUAUUAUCUGUGUUUUGUUUUGCAUUUUUGGUAAGACUCGUUUUAAACUGCCCAAGUUUUCCACCGCUUUGUAUUUGAUGUUCUUAAUUGUAAAGUCCUACAUAAUAAUCUGCUAUAAUUGAGUAAAAUUGUGCUUACUAGGAGACCCAAAGAGAAUGUUGUCAUUUUGUCUGCAAACUGAAAUUA
Scleropages formosus (Asian bonytongue) is the source of this 4309-nucleotide messenger RNA. It is a transcript of the gene septin9b, whose product is annotated as septin 9b. The record is from RefSeq and is a predicted model, not a curated record. Bases 308 to 2044 code for a protein of 578 amino acids. NCBI's taxonomy places the organism in Eukaryota, Metazoa, Chordata, Actinopteri, Osteoglossiformes, Osteoglossidae. The transcript has 11 exons. Gene Ontology annotation, molecular function: GTP binding.